AUGUUCUUGUACGGUACGUUUCCCGAAUGGAGGUGGAAGAAAAAGGCGAGCGACAAAAUCUCAUCAAUGGGUCACAGAGUCUACUAUUUGAACGUCACUGGUCAAAAUAUCAUGGUAGACUUGUUUUACUUAAUGCGUGAUAUAGAGAUCGCCGAGUCCUCUGAGCGGAAGAAGAAUCUAACAAGAGGGGCGAAAAUACAUGCGCCCCGGUUUGGACUGGAUCUUCCUGCGAUGGCUACUUGGUGCAUUCCACUUGGAACACUCAAUUAUGCGACAAAUGAGAAGAGUGCUGGUGCUCCUGAGGGUGGACAUGAUGAUUUCGCCCUUAGGGGAGGACGAUCAUUCAAGCCGAGAAGCAAAACGAGGUUGAUGUCAUUGGCUGCUUGA
Molecule: messenger RNA, 387 nt
Organism: Aspergillus fumigatus Af293
Lineage: Eukaryota; Fungi; Ascomycota; Eurotiomycetes; Eurotiales; Aspergillaceae
Exons: 2
Coding region: 1-387 (128 amino acids)
Source: RefSeq, a predicted model, not a curated record